Exophiala oligosperma is the source of this 1687-nucleotide messenger RNA. RefSeq lists its product as uncharacterized. The record is from RefSeq and is a predicted model, not a curated record. The coding region runs from base 255 to 1358 and encodes 367 amino acids. NCBI's taxonomy places the organism in Eukaryota, Fungi, Ascomycota, Eurotiomycetes, Chaetothyriales, Herpotrichiellaceae. The transcript is spliced from 3 exons.
CAGCUGGGACAGGAACCAGCUUGUUAUAUUAUUCCCUCCCCUCUCUCUCUUCGUCUGCUUCGCUUGGUCCUUGUCCUGGUCCACAAUCUCGCUUGGGAAAACUCCUUUCAUUACGUGCAGACUUUGGUGUCAUAACUUGGACCAAAGUCGAAGCUUAGAACAAAUAUUUACUCGUUACCGUGAUAACCGUUUCGACGUACAACACACUAGAGAAAACAGAAGAACCCGUACCUGAAAAAGAAAAGCCAUCCAACAUGGAAACAGCCAAAAACGCAAUCAACAACUUGAUGGGUUACAACAAGGAGGAGGAUGCCUCUACCACAGGCACCACUUCCGCUGCCGAUACCACCGCCCACCAUACCACAGAUCGCACUGGCGAUGAUACUUUAGGCCACAAUUCCUCAAACAUAGGGUCUGCCACUGCUCAUCAUGCCACCACGACCGGGACGACCUCUGCCGCGAACACCGGUGGAAUGACUGGGACGCACUCAGAUGCCAGCACCGGUGCUGCGACCUACGGAACCUCGACGGGUGCAGCCUCUACGGGUAGAGACACUGGCGCCACGACCGGAACGCACGCAGAUGGCAGAACCGGUGCUGCGACCUACGGAACCUCGACGGGUGCAUCCUCUACGGGUAGAGACACUGGCGCCACGACCGGAACGCACGCAGAUGGCAGAACCGGUGCCGCGACUUCUGGCACCUCCUCCACCGGUGCCGACACUGGUGCACCGACCGGUUCUUCCCAUACUGGCACCGAACACAACAAAUCUGCCACCGACAGCACCGAGCACAAGUCCGGCCUCCACCUCCACAACCCUCUGCACCACCACAAGUCCCACGAAACAAGCGGCGGCGGCGGCGACGACUCGUUGGAGUCGGGACACUCCCACGCACAGUCCCCCAGUCAAGGGCGGGACCCGGCCGUCGUGGGCGAGGACGGGACCGGGAGGAAACUGACCGGCACCGCGGCACCGGGCUCGCACUCUGCCGUCUUUGGCCUGACCCCGUCCGGUGAAAAGGUGACGGACACCAAGCCGGGUUCGGGGACCGUCAAGCCCGCCACCGAGCUGGGAAAGUCGAGCAAAGAGAGCCGCGGUGGUAGCAGAUCAGACGACAGGGACCUGGGCAGCAGGGACCUGGGCGGUGGUGACACUUCGUCGCGGGCGCCGGCCGGAGGUAAAGAGUUGGGCGAACAGAUGCACAACCCCGCCGACCAGGGACCAAAGGGCCUGGAGCGGACCGACCCCGUGACGAGCAUGGGCGCUUCGGACUCGGACAAGCCUGGCGCCGGGGGCGUCGGGUUGCACCAAGGCACGGGUGACGUCCGACCCGGAGAGAGAGGCGGCGAUGCUUGAGAAGGCUCCCCCCCUCUGACUGAGGGAACGAACCUUGGGAAUUUCUGGGUUAGAGGUCAAGAAUGAGUGGACGCACGUUAGAUUGGACCGGGGCGAGUGGUUCUGUGGUCUGCUGAAAGUGUUCUGACAAUCGACUUUGCAAGUAUCAGGUUCACGAGUUCAUGUACAAUUAUUGAUUCUUUUUUCUCCGCUGCAUUGCUUUGAACUGGCCGUCGGGUUGGUCAUCAUCCGUCGUUUUGUUCGUAUGAUGUCAAUGCAGAAUCUGGACAUAUACGGACGGUCGUCGAAAGUUCUAUUCUGUAGUGUGUGUAUCAACAUCAUGUAUAAAG